Molecule: messenger RNA, 18838 nt
Organism: Mus musculus (house mouse)
Lineage: Eukaryota; Metazoa; Chordata; Mammalia; Rodentia; Muridae
Gene: Nrg1
Product: neuregulin 1
Exons: 13
Coding region: 7577-9604 (675 amino acids)
Biological process (GO): nervous system development; regulation of signaling; positive regulation of developmental process
Cellular component (GO): plasma membrane; extracellular region; membrane
Molecular function (GO): signaling receptor binding
Source: RefSeq, a predicted model, not a curated record
UUUGCACAGAUAUGUUUAUUUUAAGGCAUUCAAGGUAGUAACAACAUAUGUAGAUCAUGUGUGCAAGAAGCUAUAAAACCAGAGGUAAGGCAACUUACACCAUUGGAGGCACCAAACUCAUGGAAAGAGGGAAAUGGCGUGGAUUCAGAUUCUGUCUCAAGUUCUAAAAGUCCAUUUGUUUUCUCUCCGUGUAGCUGUGAGCGCCAUCUGCAUUCCAGAGCUUUCAAGGGAAGGGUGAUGCCGAACACUUCUACAGCAAAAUAAUCAGGGAAUUGUCAAACUGUCAAAACCAGAAUGUCAGGAGUCUACCUCUGGGACUCGUGAUUCAUGAUCUCCUUUCCCCCUUUGCUUGGACUCAGGAAGGAUGUAUGUAGUGUAAAGGGCUAGAAAACAUUUUAUUGCAAAUACAGUUCCUUAUUUUCUUACAAGUUUUUCCAAGUUUUUUUUUAAACUAAUUUUUCAAUUAAGUUUAAAUUGAUUUCUAAAUUUCUUAUAGAGUUUUAAAACUACCAAAUGAAUACCAUUUAGAGGGAUCCUAACAUAGACUUAGCUAUUACUCCCUUUCUUUGUUCAAAUUUGGUGAACUUAUAAGUAAAAUCAGUAAGCUUUAUAGAACUGUUCUAGAAAUAAAUAAAGUGGAUAUUCAUAACUCUUGAGUAUCCAUGGAAAGUAUGGUUUUGAAGUCAGUUUUGAGGGAAAAAUAGCUAUAUGUGUGUAGAUCUUUAGUAAGUACCAUAUUUAUUGUGUUGGGUGCUCUCUGCUGACAGCGCUCAGUAAUACUAAAGCAUUGAAAAGACGUGUACUCUGGGGCAAGUGAUAAAUAGGUUAUCUUUUCAUAGCUACUGCAAAAGGAAUGACCAUAGCAAUGCCCUCUCUAUCGCCAAGUGUUAUGCUCUAUUACUUAAGUAUAUUACAAUGUCAUUAAUACUCACAAACUGUGUAUUGAAGAGAGUCUCAAGAAGGGUGUGAUCAGCACAGACCUGGUUACUUUCAUCAGUUUACAUGAGAGUGUCUUAGCUUGAAGUCCAUCUUCCCUAGUGGCUCUCCCCAAGUAUACCAUGGCAACAGCUGGUAAUUCCCACCAGAGGGGCAAUGCUGGAUCAGACUGCAUGUGCAGCUCUUCUGUUGUCUUUCUUUAGGGACACAUCCAUGAAGACACAGGUCCUCCACAUGACUAACGAGUGCAGUAGAGUCCCCAAUUGCAGUGCCGUCCUGUCAGAAGCAUCUGGAGUGUUCCUUCAAACCACAACUGGAAAGAAGUCAUGCAACACACCAAUUUCCACCUUUACCUUAGUUUUACAGCAACAAUCAUUGUCUGUACAUGUAUGUUCCUCACCAUUAUUCGCAAUGACCUGACCUUGUAGGCUUCUUCCAUGGAUGGGCCCUCACUUGGAACUCUUCAUUUUCCACCUUUUUCCCUGUCAGUUUCCUUCCUACACCAUGGGUCAGAUGCAUAAUUCUAUACAUGCAUGAUAAUAACAACAGCACAAACAUGAAUUUAAUACCAUUCCUUAUUAAGAUCAUUAAUUCAGCAGAUACAUGGGAGAGACCAGGGUUGGGAUCAGAGCAGUGAUAAUCGCUGGCUGGGUGGGUAUAAAGCAAAGCAACAUAAUACUGGCACACAACAGAACCAUGGGUUGAAUUUUAUGAUCAGAUCUUUAAUGAGUAUCUUACAGCUUGUUAUAGAAAAGUAUUUUCAAUUAGCUAAAUAUGUGUAAUAAUUGAAUAAGCACCACUAGAAGAAAUGAGCUUCUAGCAAUAAAAGCAUUUAAACAGAGCUUCUGAGACCAACUUGAAGUUAAUUUCCAAAAACGUGUUUCUCUUGCUAUGGACUGGAAGAAUGCUGAGGGCAAAUGACCAUUUACCUAGAUUGUAUUUUAUAUAAAAAUGCUGAUGCUCCCAUGAAAUUUUCACAUAUAUUAAAUUAUCUUUAUUCUCUUAAGCAUCCUGUGAAAUAAAUCAAGAGCUGUGCUUAAUAACAAAUGUGCCUAUUUGUGGUGCCUCAGGAGGCUGAGGCCAGAGAAUUAUGAGUUCCACAAGAACCUGGGUUAUGUAAGUAGUCUGAGGCUGACAUGAACUAUAGAGACCCCUGUUUCAAAAAAAUAAGCUAAUUAACUCACUCACUACCAAUUAAUAAAUGAAUUAAUAAGCACUGAGACAGGCUCAGAGAAAAUUCCCACAAAACUCUAGAGGUGAAAAAAUUAGCAUAACUGAGAUCCAAUCCCAGCCAGUUCCAUUCCUAAACUGUAUUGUUGAUAGAAGUUUUCCCGCACUGCUUGUCUCUCUGUUGGCUCACUGUUAUAAAGGCUUCAUCUUUAAAUCACUGGAUUCAUAACUUACCUUAUGUCAGACAGCACAGAAGGGAGAAGGAGGUGGAUCCCCAAACCCACCUCCAGUGAUCUACUUCCUCCAGCUACGUCCAGGCACCUGCACUUCAGCAUCUCCCAAAAGAGAGUCGCUAGCUGGGACUCGAGUCUUCAAUACAUAUGCCUUUCAUGGAGUAAAUCAUCGCUACAUGAGUUGAAAUCUAUUGGCUUUGCUGGUUAAGGAAGUCCUCUUUCAUACUCGCUACAAAGUUCUAGGAUGCCCCGAAUUCAAAAGAACAACUGGGGAAAAUCCUCAAGCACGUGAAAUCCCUGGGAUUUCAGUCAUCUCGAGCAAAUAAUUCAGUGGCCCUAGAACUUUAGACCUUCCAAAGUAGGAGGCUUCUCAUCUCUGUAUUUAUUCCUUCCCAGCACUGGGAUUUCUAGAAAGAAUAGAAUUAAACAAAUGAAUGGAGUAGGUAUUGACUGGGUAGAUGGGGGUAACCAAGAUGUUGGCGUUAGUAAUACAAAGAACAAGAGGUAGUUCUCCCCGGCAGAGUUGUCUUUUGUGAGGCGCCCUAAUGUUCCAGCUAUUCCAGUAUAAAGUGUGAUCUUGCCACUUUGCUAGUCCCAGGUGGCCUCUGGGUUCAUAUUUGCCUGGUUUCUUGUUCCUGUGCUUUUGUAAGCAGGCCGGAAUCUGCUGUGACACAGGCUGUUAAGCAUGUACGAGUUCCUUUGGAAUCUGUACAAUCAAGGACUCCAAGUCCAGCCGUUUAGUUAUCUCUUGAUUUAUGGCUGGAGGGGUGGCUCUCCUGCAAGCUAUUGGACAAUGAUGAUAAAGGAGAUAGCAGCACCUCUGUGGACUUCCUGUUACCCUUUUCUAUAGUUACCAUUUAGAAGCAUUUAAUAGGGUACAGAGUGCUCAGGGUAUAAAACCAUUUCUGCUCACCAUUGUACUGUGGAGUCAAUUGGCGACUCCACUUCAAAUUUCUAAACCAGAAAAUAAACCAAUUCACAAUUACCAGUACAAUUUUGUCUGUCUGUUCUGUCCUUGCCAAACAGGUAAUGAUCCAAGUAACAUGAUAACAACUGCUCUGCUCUACUCUUUUCCCUUGGUUUCCAACUUUGAACUUCAAAGCUAAGCCCCAGCAUCCUUGCUUUCCAGAGGUGGUGGCUCACCCAUAACCCCUUAACUGUGGAAUAACUUGCAGCAGCCUUGCCAGCAAGGGGCCGAUGAUACUGCUUUAUUAAAAUCAGAUGGGGGAAUUAUGAAGGCAUGACAUUGCAUAUUUGAACAUGAUGCCUGCAGUUUUACCCUUUCCUAAACAGUGGACGAUUAAGUGUUAACCUCGCAUUUGGUAGAGGGGUUCUUUUUCUUUUUCAUCUCCUGUAUUUAUUUGCUCCAUGUGGGAGGAGGGGCCACACAGGCCACUCGGGCUAUCUAUCAGCAGAGGACAACUUGAGAUAGUCAGUUCUCUCCUGCCAGGUGGGUCCCAGGAUUUCCCUUAGACAGUCAUCACUCUUGGUAUCAGGUGCCUUUACUUGCCGAGCCAUCUUUUUGGGUCCUGUAGUUCCUUAUAAUGUUUAUAGUAUGGCCUUUCUACCAAAAGAAAUUAUUUAUUGGUAGAAAUUGUUAUUUCUACCAAUAGAAAUAAUACCAGUAUUAUUAAGGCCUUGAUAUAAAUGCAAAUUCUUUGGCCUUACCCCUGUCCUACUGAUAUUAGAAAUAUCAUUCCUCUUUUUUAUUUAAAGGUCAAAAUAGGUUAACACCUCUCCUUGGUUGGUACCUGGGUAAGGAGGACUCCAAUAUAAGAGCUGAAAUUCAAUACAUGUGCAAACAAUCCUAGGCUGAACUAUUCUAAGGCAGCCCACCUUUAUACUGAAAAUAUCCAUCCAAAUUAUCCACUUAGUAGAGAGAGGAGGGAGGGGUGUGGGAGUCAGCGAAGGCAUUUUUAAAAGCACCUCUUCAGAGAGGCAGUUUAUGUUUGAUCAUAGAUAAAAUGCUCUGUAAAGUACCAAGAGGAGGUAUCUAUGCAUUUAAUGACUCUGUAAGUCGGGGCUUUAACAUUUUAUUGUUGUUUUUUUUAUUGCCAGGGAUUCCGUUUCUCUCUGAGAGUGUUAGAGGUGACCUGUGGUAGCCACAUUACCAAAUCAGUCCAUGAUUAAUUAGCCGACAUUCACUGAAUGCUUAACAUGUGUCCAUAACUGAGUUAAAGUGAGACCAGGGGACAGGUGACUUGCGCUUUCUAAUACACUUAUGAUCUAGUUGAAAAGAUGGUGCAAGACCCCGAAGCUUCUGAGCUCCAUAAAAUAACAUAAUUAAAAGUGAAGGUGCAGAACCCAGAGUGAAUGCAGAUGAAGUGCAUUGUGGGAAAGAGUUAUCCAGAGGCUUUAAUAUUUAUUUAUAAGAAGGCUCCGUGAAACGGUUGGAUCAGAAAUGAUGUUUAAGAUCUCCCUUGCAGAGAGAGCCUAUGUUCCUUUCUUCUUGCUUCUCUGCCUUCGAAUAAUGCAGCAUCUGAGUUUCUUUAUGUGAAAAGGUAGCAUACAGCUCUGCUCCUAGAAUCUCUGACGGCUUUGUGAUGAUAACAAGUGAUGAGAUUAGCUGCCAAGUCCUAGCCCAGGCUUUGAGAGAGCCUGUGUGCUUCUGGCCACCCACUCUCUUUGAACCUAGUCACUUUCCUUGUACAAGCCCAGGCUGUCUGCUGAAGAAUGAGACUGGCUUUUUUUUUCCUUUGAAUUUAUUAUUUUAUGUGUUUGUGUGUAUGUGCAUCACGUGUGUGCCUGGUGUCUAUGAUGGCCACAAGAGGGCACCAGAUCCCCAGGAACUAGAGUUAAAGGCAUUUGUGAAGCAGCCAUGUAGGUGCUAAAACUUGAAUUCAGACCCUCUGAGAAAGCCCCCAGGCUCUUAACUGCAGAGCAGUCUUUGUCUUUCCAGCCUUCUUCAUGAUGUGAACUAUCUCUGCUGAGGCCAUUAAAGGUUAGCCAUACUCCCCUAGCCCCACCACUAGCAGAACCACUUGUGCUGAGCCUUAUAGACUCAGGCAAAAUGGGUGGAUACUGUUUGGGCCAACAGUUUUGGGAACAGAUUGCCAUGCAGUGCUAGGGGAUUGCUUGGAAACUGAAAGGCGGAGAGGGAGAGAGUGUUGCAAAUAAGAGUAAAAUCUCAAAAUACAUGGAAUCAAAACCACACUCCAGUAGAUCUAAGAGCAAUAUGGGGACUCUAAUAGGUUUAGAUCCCCAACUUUCAGUAAAUAUGAAGCCAGGAUCCAAGACAACAUAUAUUGGAGAGCAGCACCACCGUGCUGCUAUAUGGUGGGUUUUCUUCAUUUCUUCCAUCAGAGUAUAAGACAGGAAUCGCACAGGUUAGAGGUCAAUGAGCACCCUGGAUCCUGUUGUUCCAAGCAGGACUUUGAGAGAAGGAACCACAGUUUGAUAGCCAAUCAUGGGGUGCCAAUAACCAAAGACUUCUUGACUUAAAAAAAUCUCUGAGGUCUUACACUCAUGACUCCCAGGAUUUGGUAGCACAGACUGUAAUCUUGGCUCUUUGGGAGGCCAAGGCAGGGGCACUGCACGUUCAAGUUCUGACUGAGUGCAACUUAGCAACUGAAUAAGACUCUGUAUUAAAAUUUAAAAAGUGGUUACAAAGCAAAAAAGGCUGAGUGUGUACUCAGAGGUGGAGUAUCUGUCUAAUGUGUGUGAGGCCUUGGGCUCAGUGCCUAGCACUUCAAGACAAAACAAAAGAAAACAAAACAAAGAGAAAUCGGGAAAGUCAAUAUGCUAUACUUGAAAGAAACAACAACUUGUAGCAUCCCACAGUAAAUAUCAAGAAGGCAUCAAGAAGUCAGAGUGCUUUCAAAAGUUUCCACAGUCUGCCUCCAUUGCUCAGUCAGCGACUUUACCUCGUCUUUAUUCUGCCACCAUAACCGUAAAAUAGCAUCCUUAAGAGGGAAUAUUUACCUUGACAGGCUACAAUGUUUUCUUCCUCUUGUAUGAUAUUGCUGGAAAAUAUAUCCCUGAGACGUGGCGAAUUCUUGCUUUAGAGCUAGGUCCUUAAGCCUGGCAGUAUAAGGAUUAUGGCCGGUGGAGUACUCAGGAGUAAUAUUAAACAUAUGGUGUGUCUGGUGCCUUUUGUUUCAGCACCCACGGAAACUUUGAUCUUUAAAGGAAGUGCCAUAGAGUACAUAGAAAAUGGUCUUACUGGGCAAGCACUUCACUCAGCUAUGCUUUUUACUGGGAAAGCGCCUUACACAAGUCCUGAAAUGGCAAUGGCGAAGCAUAUAUUUCAGUAGAGGCAAAGGCAGGAAUAGUGAGGCUGAAGUGUCAAACAGGGAUGGAUAGAGAGAUGUGUCAUCCCUGAAGUGCACAGUGCCUGUGCGCUGCAAAGGAGAGGGGGCGUGUUUUAAAGUUGUUAUUUUAAUUGCUGCCUGUCUCCCAUGAACAUGUUGCUGCUCCCUUUUUGACUGUCAAGUGACCAGCUCAUGCAAAACUUUUCUUAACCGAGGACCCUCGUCCUGUGUCCCACCCUGGCCUCCUCCCUGUGUUUGGCCAUCCAGAGCGGCUAACAGGUCCCUGCUCACUGAAGCGUCACCUCUCGCUCCCCAGUACAUCUCCGCAGCCCACUCGGACUGCAGCCUAGCAGCCCGCCGGUCCUCCCAAUUGCAGCAGUCAGGGCGACAGCCAGACGAGGGAGGGCCAAGCCGGCCGGGCUCCGGAUCUGCACGGGGAAGGGCUGGCAGGCAGCGCGCGGGGCGAGUUCGCAGCACAGGUAAACAGGCCGGCUAGGCACGGGGCGCUGUCGCCGCGGCCACCCAGCGAUUUCCAGGCACGCAACUCCGCCUCCAGAGCUCUGUCCCCGCGCUCUCGUCUCCGCUGCUUUCGCAGCCCAGCAGCCGCCGCAGCAGCACUCCACACAAAGGACUGUUCCCCGCCGAGCAGCGCAUCCACCUCCACUCCUCCUCCGGUGACAGCAUCCCCGACAGCAGGGCUCGGGUGCGGCGGCGCGGGGGGAACCUGUCACUCUCGCAACCAAGGCGGUGGCAAAGGCUUUUUCCCCCUUUUGCUUUUUAUUCCUUCUUUCCAAAAUUCGCCUCUUUGCCUUUCUGUGGUUCCACCCAUCUCCCCUUCCUCCCCAUAAACAACUCUCCUACCCACCCACCCCCAAUAAAUAAAUAAAGGAGGAGGGUCAGGGUAGGAGUGGGGGCAGGCAAGGCGAGGCAGCUGGAGCCAGCCAGGCAGAGUCCGCACCGACAAGGCGCCCGCACGCACCUCACACCAUGAGAUGGCGACGCGCCCCGCGCCGCCCGCUGGGUACCAGCCCCAGCGUCCCGCAUCCCGGGUCCGCCGACCGCUCGCCUCCGCUGCUGCUGCGGCUGCUGCCGCCGCCGCCGCCGCUGCUGCUGUUGCUGCUGCUGCUGCUGCUGGGGACCGCGGCCCUGGCUCCGGGGGCGGCGGCCGAGCGGGCGGCUCCCGCGGGGGCCUCGGUGUGCUACUCGUCCCCGCCCAGCGUGGGCUCGGUGCAGGAGCUGGCCCGGCGCGCCGCGGUGGUGAUCGAGGGAAAGGUGCACCCGCCGCGGCGGCAGCAGGGGGCACUCGACAGGAAGGCAGCAGGCGAGGCAGGGGCAGGGGCGCGGGACCAGCCCGCCCAGGACCCGCCACCUUCACAGGACCCUCCGCCCUCUGACAACUGGACCCUACUCACCGGGUCCCCCGAACCCAGCACCGAUCAGCCCAGGGACCCCGCGCCCUAUCUGGUGAAGGUGCACCAGGUGUGGGCUGUGAAAGCCGGGGGCUUGAAGAAGGACUCGCUACUCACCGUGCGCCUGGACACCUGGGGCCACUCAGCCUUCCCGUCCUGCGGGCGGCUCAAGGAGGACAGCAGGUACAUCUUCUUCAUGGAGCCCGAUGCCAACAGUAGCGGCCGCGCGCCGCCCGCCUUCCGAGCCUCGUUUCCUCCGCUGGAGACUGGCCGCAACCUCAAGAAGGAGGUCAGCCGGGUGCUGUGCAAGCGGUGCGCAUUGCCUCCCAGAUUGAAAGAGAUGAAAAGCCAGGAGUCAGCUGCAGGCUCCAAGCUCGUGCUUCGGUGUGAAACCAGCUCUGAGUACUCCUCACUCAGAUUCAAAUGGUUCAAGAACGGGAAUGAGCUGAACCGUAGGAAUAAACCACAAAACGUCAAGAUACAGAAGAAGCCAGGGAAGUCAGAGCUUCGAAUCAACAAAGCGUCCCUGGCUGACUCUGGAGAAUAUAUGUGCAAAGUGAUCAGCAAGUUAGGAAACGACAGUGCCUCUGCCAACAUCACCAUUGUUGAGUCAAACGACCUCACCACUGGCAUGUCAGCCUCAACUGAAAGACCCUAUGUGUCCUCAGAGUCUCCCAUUAGAAUAUCAGUUUCAACAGAAGGCGCAAAUACUUCUUCAUCCACAUCUACAUCCACGACUGGGACCAGCCAUCUCAUAAAGUGUGCGGAGAAGGAGAAAACUUUCUGUGUGAAUGGAGGCGAGUGCUUCAUGGUGAAGGACCUGUCAAACCCCUCAAGAUACUUGUGCAAGUGCCAACCUGGAUUCACUGGAGCAAGAUGUACUGAGAAUGUGCCCAUGAAAGUCCAAACCCAAGAAAAAGCGGAGGAGCUCUACCAGAAGAGGGUACUGACAAUUACUGGCAUCUGUAUCGCCCUGUUGGUGGUCGGCAUCAUGUGUGUGGUGGCCUACUGCAAAACCAAGAAACAGCGGCAGAAGCUUCAUGAUCGGCUCCGGCAGAGCCUUCGGUCAGAACGAAACAACAUGGUGAACAUAGCGAAUGGCCCUCACCAUCCAAACCCACCACCAGAGAAUGUGCAACUGGUGAAUCAAUAUGUAUCUAAAAACGUCAUCUCCAGUGAGCAUAUUGUGGAGAGAGAAGUGGAGACCUCCUUUUCCACCAGUCACUACACUUCCACAGCUCAUCACUCCACGACUGUCACCCAGACUCCUAGUCACAGCUGGAGUAAUGGGCACACAGAAAGCAUCAUUUCAGAAAGCCACUCUGUAAUCAUGAUGUCAUCGGUAGAGAACAGCAGGCACAGCAGCCCAGCUGGGGGCCCACGAGGACGUCUUCAUGGCCUGGGAGGCCCUCGCGAAUGUAACAGCUUCCUCAGGCAUGCCAGAGAAACCCCUGACUCCUACAGAGACUCUCCUCAUAGUGAAAGACAUAACCUUAUAGCUGAGCUAAGGAGAAACAAGGCUUACAGAUCCAAAUGCAUGCAGAUCGAGCUGUCAGCAACUCAUCUUAGAUCCUCUUCCAUUCCCCAUUUGGGCUUCAUUCUCUAAGACCCCUUGGCCUUUAGGAAGGUAUGUAUCAGCCAUGACCACCCCGGCUCGUAUGUCACCUGUAGAUUUCCACACGCCAAGCUCCCCUAAAUCGCCCCCUUCGGAAAUGUCUCCACCCGUGUCCAGCAUGACGGUGUCCAUGCCCUCUGUGGCAGUCAGCCCCUUUGUGGAAGAAGAGAGGCCUCUGCUUCUUGUGACGCCACCGAGGCUACGGGAGAAGAAGUAUGAUCAUCACCCCCAGCAACUCAACUCCUUUCAUCACAACCCUGCACAUCAGAGUACCAGCCUCCCCCCUAGCCCAUUGAGGAUAGUGGAGGAUGAGGAAUACGAAACGACCCAGGAGUAUGAGCCAAUUCAAGAGCCUAUUAAGAAAGUCACCAAUAGCCGGCGGGCCAAAAGAACCAAGCCCAAUGGCCACAUUGCCAAUAGGUUGGAAAUGGACAGCAACCCAAGUUCUGUGAGCAGUAACUCAGAAAGUGAGACAGAAGAUGAAAGAGUAGGUGAAGAUACACCAUUCCUGGGCAUACAGAACCCCCUGGCAGCCAGCCUUGAGGUGGCCCCUGCCUUCCGUCUGGCUGAGAGCAGGACUAACCCAGCAGGCCGCUUCUCCACACAGGAAGAAUUACAGGCCAGGCUGUCUAGUGUAAUCGCUAACCAAGACCCUAUUGCUGUAUAAAACCUAAAUAAACACAUAGAUUCACCUGUAAAACUUUAUUUUAUAUAAUAAAGUAUUUCACCUUAAAUUAAACAAUUUAUUUUAUUUUAGCAGUUCUGCAAAUAGAAAACAGGAAGAAAAAAACUUUUAUAAAUUAAAUAUAUGUAUGUAAAAAUGUGUUAUGUGCCAUAUGUAGCAAUUUUUUACAGUAUUUCAAAAAAACGAGAAAGAUAUCAAUGGUGCCUUUAUGUUAUGUUAUGUCGAGAGCAAGUUUUAUAAAGUUACGGUGGUUGCUUUUUCACAGUAUUUCAGCGAAACCUCCCAUAUAUUCAGUUUUUGCUGGCUUUUUGUGCAUUGCAUUAUGAUGUUGACUGGAUGUAUGGUUUGCAAGGCUAGCAGCUGUCCCUCUCUUUGCUUCCAGUAGCACCCAACCAGUACUGUCUUGAAAUGGCACAUCCAUCCAAAUACCUUUCUACUUUGUAUAAAGUUUCUUUGCUUUCCCAAUAUAAAAUGAGUUCUCUCUACUCUGUCAGCCAAAGGUUUGCUUCACUGGACUCUGAGAUAAUAGUAGACCCAACAGCAUGCUACUAUUACAUAUAGCAGGAAACUGCACCUAAGUAAUGUUAAAUAUUAGGGAGAAAGUAAUACUGUGAUUUUUAAAACAAACAAUAUUAUUAAUCAGAAGACAGCUUGCUCUUGCUAAAAGGAGCUACCAUUGACUCUAAUUUUAACUUUUUAGUUAUUGCUGUUCUUGAUAAAGAGUAACAGCUUUAAGUACAGCUUAGGAAAAUGGGUUCUGGCUUGCUAUCAGGAUAAAUCUAUCAACUUAGAAAGGACUCAACUUCACUUUCUCUCUUGGAGGAAAUGACCCAGCAGCUCAUCUGUUGACCAGCCAACCACAGCUGCUAAAGGUGCAAUCCUUUCUGACAUAUUUUUUAACUGACUGGUUGUACCCGCUUGUUGGCUCCAGAAGAGGCUCAGAGUGUCAUGAAGCCUCAGACCCAAGAGUACACUCAGCCAUCUGCCCCAACCACUUGUAUGAUGUACCUGUGGUACAUAGCAGUGACUUGGCCAUUGUUUCAUGCUAGAGCAUUUAGGAGUGAGUGUGUAGAAGUUACAAGGGGAAAGCAGCUGCACUACCCAGUGACAUUUUAACUUGGUUUGGUUGGCCACUCCUUUCUCCCCAUUAUGUUUCUCUUGUGUUCAACAUUGCCUUGAUUAGGUCAUAACUAUGCAUGAAUAUAUAAUUUUUUUUUGCCAGGAAUGGCCAAUGUGCAUGUGAUUUGUGAUUAGCAAGAACUUCCCGUAGUGGUGCCUCACUAGGGAGUGUCAAUAGCAUUGGGAAGAUUGCAGCUUUUCUUGCAGAAGUGACCCCCCCCCACUCAUGGACUGAUCUCUCUCCAUAAAUAGCCUGUAUCUUCCAUCUCUCUUCUCUAAGUAAUUUUCCCCAUACUGUCUCAAAAGCAGGACUAAGAUUGUUCUCUUGUGAUUGGAAAGCCAAUGGACACUUAUAGAUAUUAACAAAUGAACAACUGCUAAUCCAGAGGGGAAAAAAAAGAAAACUGUGGGGGUGGGGGUGGGGAAUAACCUUUCAGAACCCUGUGUAUUCUCUGCCUGUUAUCUGUCAAUCAAGACCGGAGCUUCUUGAGUUUCUUAGUAGGCUCUUAGGAGUUCCAUAGCAAAAUUGGGAAGGAGUUGAACAGAGGAUUGGCAAAGCCAAUGGCAAUGAUAGAUUCUUGUUCCCAGUUGAACCGAAUCUAUUUUCUUUACCGAGCUUUGUUAUAAGUCAAGGGAAGUAAUAACCCACAAGAAGGUCUUAGAAAAAACACUGCAGGCUGGCCACCAGUCCAUGUGUUACACUCCUCCAUAUUACUAAGAGAAGCUUGAGUGGAAACCCUUCAAGUUACUCGUAGUAUGUGCAGUCUCUCAUUUCUUGCCACUGGUCACAGGGCAGUUCUCUGUGUGUACAGUGAUUUUUAACUUUUGUUAUACACAGAGGAAUAAACCCCUGCAGGUGGAAGCCUAAUGCUGACUUCCCAGUGUUGCAGAGAGUGGUCAACUCCCCACAGGGAGGAAAAGUCAACAGGUUUGAGCAUGUUCUCUCAGCUCUCCAUGUUGCCUUUAAAGGUCAGAGUCACCCUAUCACUCAAUAGAGAAAUUUCUUUAUUGUUAUUUUAAAACUCUAAAAAAAAAAUCAGUUUCAAAUCUGUUAGUCACCAGGGUAUUAGGAAGGUCCCUUCUGAAAAACAGACUCCUCUGAUAACACUUUAAAUAUUUUUUUAAAGCAGCAUUUUACUAGCAUGAAAAGCUAUACAAUUUUUCAAAUCGCAAAUAUACGUGAUUUUUUUUCUUCUGUGCUUUAUCUGGUAAUCUACUAUUGCCAUGUUAGUUGAGAAAGCUUUUUUUUUUCCAAGAGAACACAGCUUUCCUUGAGGAGAACAGCCACGUGGCUGGUCAGGGCUAUCUGUUGUAGCCUCUGGAUUUAUAUGUCCAGGAACAUCUCUACAGUGCUUCACUGCCAGGUCUCUCUCAAGCAUCCUGUUUAUGAAUCCAGGCAGAGCUGUAAUAGGGCAAAAGAAUGCACACCUGUGGUCCUGGCAUGGGUGAAGAUGCCUUGUAUUUUAAGGGAGGACAAAUUACUCAGAAUUUAAUAACAACUAUGUUUCCUGGGUCUUAAAUCAAAAACUACUGAGAGUUAUAUAGUGGGGUAUAGUAGAUAGCAAACUCCUUUGUACUUACUCAAGAUUUGCUUUCUGCCCUGAUUUCCCCUCCAUUCAUCCCUCUACCCUCAAGAGUGCCUGGUGGACAGUCUUCUGCUAACUACAAAAUGGCCCUCUGUGUAAGAGAGAAUGUAUCUCAAGCAGCAAUAUGCCAUCUCUUUCUUGUGUCUGUGUGACUGUCAAUAUGGGUGGCGUCUAUCCAGGGUAACUUUCUCUGUAUGUAUUUCUCUUUUGGCCUGAAGUUGAAGGUAUAUGGCCCCUAUUCGUGAAUAAGGAAGAUCUGGCCUUCCCUUUUAGUCCUGGCUGCAUUUCCAGCAGCUGCCAAGAUUUCUAUCCACUAAGAUCCAUGAAACACUAUGAAGAAAUGCAGACAAAAGGAAAUGGCCACACAUCACAAUUUCUAUUAUAUAUUCUUUUGUAAAUACACAUUGUAUAGUACUUAGAUGUUUUCUUAAGUCAUUUACUGUCUUUAUGAGUUAAUGUUAGUUUUUACUCUCUAAACUUACUGUAUUACAUUGUAAAUAACAUAUUUUCCUUUAUUAUUUAUAUUUAAACAUCUAACAUAGAGAAUUGUUUUCAUAUAAGUUUAAGAUAAAUGUUUAAAAUAUAUGUUUUUCUUUGCUUUAAAAUUAUGUACCUUUUCCUUUUUUCCAUUUUUUAAAGAAUAAUUUAUUGUUCAGGAAAAAGAAUAUAUAUGUAAUUGAAACUAUUUGAAGAAUGCACAUUUGAAGGCCAUGGAGUACUGAUAAACUAAAGAAUUUAUUAUCUCAAAUACUAAGCAAUAAGUAAUUGUGAUUUAUUUAAAGAAUUGUUCAUUUCCCAAGAAAGUCACGCUGCAAUAAAAAUGCUACUCUGUGGAGACAUGGGUGUGUUGCUCUGCAGACUAACAUUCAGUCUGUUAAGAGUAGCACUUUUCGUCUCGCCAUGACAGCUAUGCUAUAGGACUGUGCUUCAUGGACCAUCCCCAUGAUCAUCUUGUCUCUGUUGCUUUUGCCGCAUUACCCAUCCUUGAAUCACCUCCCUCCUGACUCUGUUUACCACUUCACUCCUUGCUGUAGGAAACACAAAACCAAGCAAUAGUUUGCUCCAUUUCAUAGCCACCAAACUGCCAUCCACAAAGACAUCAGAGGGAAACACUGAAUAACUUUCUGGAUCCUGAUUGUUGGUCUAUUCUGCAGUGACAUCAAGAAACUUACUCAGAUUAAUGGCAAUGACUGUGCCAAUCCUAUGCAAUCAUAAGAGGAAAUAAAAAGAAAAGAAAAAGAAAAAAGGGAAAAGCUAUCAAGGUUCAAAUGGUUCAACGGCCACAGUAGCUUCAAAGACAUCUAUGCUAAACUUCCCUAUAAUGUCUUUACAUUUAUUUCCCAUCAUGAACACCAUUUUAUAAGAAGACUAAGGAGCAGUGGCUUUACUCUCCUCAUUCUUUAAAAAAUAAAAUAAAAUAAUGCCCCACAUACUGCUCAGGGAGGGGCCUAUGCAUGGAAUAUUCCUCACAUUACAAGAUUCAUUAUAGUAUGAAGGCAGUGCUCUUUUUAUUAAAAAUUAACCUUAUGAAGCCAUAUUUUAACAAAUAGAUACUUUGUGUGUAAUUUUUAUAUAUUUCAACCAUUCUCAUUAUCUCAGAUAGAUGGUGAGUUUUUAGAAGAUGUAUAAUAAGUCAGCCUGCUUUGGAGUUUGGGCAUAAGCUAAUAUUUCCUAUACAAGUUCACCCUUGAUGUAGACAGAAUUCCUGGCACCUUAUAAUAGUGGCAUGAACAUCAUGUCUGAGCAGUUUAGAAGUCCAGGAGACUUAAUGUUCUGAAAGUCAUGUCAUGAAUGACCUUGCCCACUAGUCAUUCAGCUGACAGGCCAAGCAUCAGAUCAGAAGAUGGGAGAAUAUGUAAGUUAGAACGUGGGUCAUUUCCUCAGUUUAUACUGUAGAUUUGCCAACCCCAUGCCCAAACUAAAAGCUGUAAGCGACAAAUAUCAGUACCUUAGGAGAGACUUGUGAACCUAAAUGGUCAUGCCACUUCAGGCAGAAGAGUUAUGUAAAGGAAAGUAAUGUAGAGAAAGGAAAAGUGACUUCUAGUCAAACAGAGUCUAGAAAAUUUCUAUUAUUCUCGAGUUGUUUUUGACUCUUGAGUGAUAAAUCUAGGCCAGUUCUGCAAACUAAGAAGGAAGAUGUCUGUUUUUCCCAGCCAGUCUGUAGAAGUUUCUCUUCUCUGCUCCAAUGAUGAAUCAUCAAAGGGCUUAAGGUCAAAGAUUUGGGGAUAAGUCAAGCUGGUCUGCAAUCUAAACAUUUAAGAUACUAGAAAAAAUGGAGCAUUGGUUCAUCUUAGCAUCAUUGCAUUCUCUCAUUCUGGCUACUCUUCUGAAAGACGAUGCAUUCAAAGUGAUUUGUUUAGGGAUGGAGAGCUUUGUACUUUUGAAGGGAAAACCUUUCUGUUUGUUUAGGAAGUUUCUUAUUGUACCCUACAAGGUUGUUGUUAGAUUAGGCAGUACAUGCUCUAUACAUACCUGUAGGCCUUACUGAUACCAUCAAUCCUGCAACAUAUGCACCUCCCUGGUUAGCUAUUGCUACUUAACUGUGGUUGAAUUAAAACCAUACCUGCUGUAGGAAAAGGAUUUUAAUACUGUAAAAUAUCAUGACCAACCUCUUUUUUAUAAGAAAAAUGAGAGACAGAAUGGAGUGACCAUUUGACCCAAGAAUCUUUCUCUAAACAUCCUCUUUCAAUGAACUUUCAGGAACAGAAAUUUAUAGAAGGAAAGCUAUCUCUACCCACUCUGUUCCAACAAGGCUAAGGAAUUAACAUCUUUAAUGCCUUAUUGUAUACUGACAUAAGAAUCAAAGUACUAAGUAUUAAUAUUUUUAUAGUGUUUAUGACUUAAAAUACCCUGUUUCUUUUUUAUUUGCUUUAUGCGAGGGGGAAAAUGGUAGAAAUUUAGGCCCGGGGAAGUUAGACUUAAUUCUCAGAGCAAUGUGUCUACUGAGUUGUAGAUUUGUUAUAGAUACCUAAUUUCUCUCAGUCCCUCCUGACCAGUAGCCUAAGUAUGAUGAGCAUUUUCAUGUCCGAUUCUCUUUAACACAGUAGGAGUUCUAUCUAAAUCAGCUUCUGUGUUGGAGGAAGGAGCCUUCCUGCCUUUGGUUUACAGAUAUCCUGGAACCUAGGUUGCUUAAGGUAGCAACUCUGUCCAUCCUCCUUAUCCUCAGCUUUCUAAGGAAGAACAAGUCCAGCUAUGAGUGUCAGUCAAGUCACAAUUUUGGUGUGUAGGUGGCAAAUUCUUGUCAAAAGAAGAGGGCUUCCGUGGAAAGAAUAAUGGCCCUAUAACUGUAGCUUUGUGAACUCUGGCAGUUUCUUCUUGCUACCUUUCUCCACAACAAGGUUUGUGGUUCCAAGAGGUUUAAACUGGAGCACAUGUAAAGAAAUUGGAAAGUGUCUAGGACAUAGUGAGUAUUCAGAUGGCUUCCCCUGCUCCUCCUCCAGAUCCUAAAGUUCAGAGACCGACAUUUCUCAGUUUCAAGUAAAGUAUGUCACACUGCAUGAGGUGACCAGAUAGACCAUUUCCCCAACCCCAUAUAAGUAAGAAAAAUGCUUUCUUUUAAUAGCAACAAGUAUAUGUUGUGAAGCGACAUCACCAAAUAACAUUCAAUGUAGCAGUUUUAGAAACUAAGAUCUCUGUGUAUUUUAUUAAUGGUUGACUUCUUGUGCAGCCAUGCCAUUGUGUGUCAAGGCACUAAUUUUUAAUGGCUUGUGAUAAUCUCUGAGUACAAGUUCACAGAAAAUAAAUAAACCAUGACUUAUGAUGUGGACUUUAUGAUACCACCUUCAAACUUUAUUGUAAACUUCUAAUAGAAUGAUCAAAACUUCUCUUAGCCCUGCAAACUGUCUGAUCUAUAUAUACCCAUUGGCCUUAAUUUUUUCCCAUAAAGUUCACGUAUCGUCUAUUUCUUUGAAAAAGUAUAGUCUGAGGCCUCCAGAAUGAUAAAAUGAGAGAAGUCAGUCAAAUACCAGAUUAAUACUAAACUCACAUAUCUUUGUUGAUGCCCGUACCCACCCCAUUAUAUACCCAAUAAUUCUUUUAAGUUUUGACUUACUCUUCACACUAUGCAUAAAACGAGAUCCUUCUCUCAUCUAUGUGAUGCAUUAAUAAUUUAUAGACUUAAGUUGUUUGGAUUCAGUCUUUUAACGCUUGGUUCUGCAAAAGCGGUCCUUGAUUUAGGCCCAUGCUAUCUAUCAUCACACUUGCAAAUAAGCAUUGUUAAUAGCAAUGGAGUCUGACAUAAUUGCUCUUGUAUAAUCUUCCCUUUAAAUGAAGCAUUUUUAAAUUAAGAACAAUUGUUUAACUCUAUCACACACACACACACACACACACACACACACACACACACACACACACACAAACAAUGCAAAGGAAUAUUUUCUUGUUUUUAAAGAAGAAUCUUUUAGGUAGACACUUUGUGCCUCUGAUCAUUAGCAUUGGCAAUUAAACGUUGGUCAUCACUGACUUUUCUUCUAAAGUGAGGGUCUUCUAAGCUUUCUAGAUCUCUGCAAGUCCCUGGAAAUUUCCAGUACUGUGCUUAUCCAGACUCCUGUCAUCCCUUAGAGUGGAGCCUAAAGCGAGCUUUUUAUCCUUUUCUAGGAAGGGGCUUCACUGGGACAUACCUGUUUGUAGCUAGUAAGGUAUUCAAACCCUCAGCUCUCUCCACCAUGAGGAAGGAGGGGCAGAGUGCUGCAUGUGACAGCUCCAGUCUCCAUUUACCACACCCUUCUGGUUAUGAGCUGUUGCCGCUGUACUUACACAGGCACCCCCUGCACAGACAGAGCCUCCCCUCUCUUCCCUUCCGUGGUUGCAAAAUACAAAUAUGCUAUUUAUCUUGAGGGAUCAUUUGCAGAUCAUACACAUAGAUCAAAUUUCUACACUGUUCCUCAUAAAUAUAUGCAAAUAGUAUGUGUCCAUUAAAAUCUCUAAAAUCCUAAAACUAUACAACCUUCAUACCUUGAUUUUAAAAAAAAAGCUUGGAAAAGUGAAUUUAAAGAGGAUCCAAGGUAACAUUCUUGAACUAAGAUGCCUUCCUUGGUAGGUCCUUGAGGAAGAUCUAGGCCUGGUGGUGUUACAUCUUUUCCACUACUUGGCCACAGAAUUUUCUCACAUGUGAAAAGACAGUAGCUCCACCACACACUCAUUUGGAGAGCAGUCUGCAAGGAGCUGGCUGCCUAGACAGGAAUUAGGAGUAAGACGAUCACUCUUCCUGUAAAGACGUUAGCAAGGAUGUGUUGGGUGUUGCUCAGGUUAAAACCACAUCAGUUACCAUCAAAGAAGCAACCACUAUUGGGAUAUAUCACCACAUCUUGUUAGGAGAGGCACCUGCCACCCACAGACUAAGCCACACUAGAACACUCUUCUACAUAUCUCACUCCACAUCAACUGGGUGACAGAUGACUGUCAAAUCAUCUUGUCUUCUCCAUCACCUUGCUUUUUCCUCCGUUUCUUGGCCUCAUCCUCUGCCACAGGGCCAUCAGCACCCUGACCUGCUUCAUCUGCUCCACUGAGCCAUCCCUCGUGUUCUCAUGAUGAACCCUCACACCUUCGCAGGCUAGACUUCUGCAUAAACCAUGGCUUCCCAUGGACGAAAAAUCUUCAGCCUGACCUAAGCAACCCCUCACAGUCUGACUCUAUGAUGGCUCCAACUUGUCUGUUAGCAUCAUUGUCCAUUCCAAGUCUCGUAAUUUUCUGUUUGCCCAAAGUACACCAUAUCGAUAUUCUCGAAUCCCUGUCAUUGGCCCACCAACUUCAUAUUAUUCCCCUGUACCUCCUGUAUUGUUAUUCGCAUAUUGUUUUUGAUUGACUGCAUUUUAACUAAAAUAAAGUCAUUUCAAA